GGGUCGAACUAAGACGCUGAAGUAGGCCGUCGUACGGAUGAUUACUCAAGAUGGCGGAGAUCAACACUUGUUCCACUUGAAGUUAGGGGUCAGAUGUCUAAGGUUCAACAGGUCAAGUGUACACUGCCAAUUAACGAGGUGGAGUUAAAGAAAGGAAACAAACCUGGUCACAAGGUAAACAAGUGAGCGACACAUUAGCCGGGACAUUAAGUCUGUCAACACGAUGGCUGGUGGGGGCAGCUGCCAGCUGAUGAUAGUACAAGUCCUAGUCACCACGCUGCUCGUCAGCCGUGCAACGACAACAGAGUCGGGCAAGUGUGAAGAGAUCCAGAUCCCCAUGUGCCGGGGGCUCAUCAAAUACAACUCCACCAAACUCCCCAACAAGUUCGGCCACGCCACACAAUCUCAAGUCUACUGGGCCCUACAGCCCUGGUGGCCGUUCGCCGACACCGGAUGCUCGGACAAUCUCCGGAACUUUCUGUGCGGCAUGUACCUCCCCAGGUGCGCCGGGGACGAGACCGAGCCGCACUACCCGUGUAGAGAGACGUGCAAGAAGGCUAAAAUCCGGUGCAAGAAAGCCAUGAAGGAGCAGAACACCAACUGGAGCGAGCAGUUCAAGUGUAUACAGCUCCUGCCCAAGGACUCGCACCGCUGCGUCAAGCCCGAGAGAGAGACCAAGAAGAAGCAGAACAAGAGCAACGCCCUGUGUCAGAGCAACAAGUUAGCCAUGUGCCAGACUAUGCCGUACCCCCUAGGGUCCCUACCCAACAUGUUUCUUCAGGCCGAUGUGUCAGAAAUCGACGCGGAAAUGCAACAAUUCCAACCCCUCAUGGACACCGGAUGCUCCAAGAAGCUGCGGUUCUUCCUGUGCGGCGUGUACAUGCCGUUUUGUAUCCCAGACCCGCACAAGAAAACAAAACCGGGAACGGAACUGAAGAAGCCAUUGUCCAAUAAACUACCGCUGGUGGUGCCGUGUCGCGAGCUGUGCCAGGAGAUCUUUGCUAAGUGUAACGACGAGUACCAGCUGAUGUCACAAGGACUGCCGUGGCCGGCAAAGUUCCACUGUAACAGGUUUCCGUCCUACCUCGACCAGAACAACAAAACUGCCAAGAAGGUGCCCAGGGAGGGGGGAGAAGGGAGCAGAGUCACGUGCAUCAUGCCGCCCCCUGAUUACCAGGGAUAAAAUGAUCUCAGUAGCAAAACUACAACAGUGCUACUUUGGGGCAGCAUUACUACCCUACCCUUAGGUAGCAAUACCAAAGUUAGAACCACAUUGUAAAUACCCAAACAUUGUCAAUACUGUCAAACAUAUGCAUGCUUUCUGGUGUGUGAUAUAUUUGUUAAAAAAGAAAAAUCUGACCAAAACUGUAAUAGUUAUGUUAUAUAUAACGAGCGUAUAUGUAAUGUAUUAGUUAACAUUUGCCUACUACGUGUUUAUUCUGAAUGUAAAUUAAAUCUCUGAUUACACCAAC
Physella acuta is the source of this 1472-nucleotide messenger RNA. RefSeq names its product frizzled-10. Gene Ontology annotation, biological process: non-canonical Wnt signaling pathway; canonical Wnt signaling pathway. Gene Ontology annotation, molecular function: Wnt-protein binding. NCBI's taxonomy places the organism in Eukaryota, Metazoa, Mollusca, Gastropoda, Physidae. The record is from RefSeq and is a predicted model, not a curated record.